AUGUUCACUCAAGGCGUUCAAAAGAUUAAGUUAUCAAAGCACUUCCAUGAUACAUGCAUUGCCAUUGGUGAGUGCAAGAGCCGUGAAGCUGAAGAAAAAAUCGUUUCUCAGUGGAUGCAAGAAGUUAAGAAGAAUUUAGACAAGAAGAAGAUCAACAUUUCAGAUCUCUACGAAAAUGUCAUUUCUUUAGUUCAUCUUACCCUUCUUGGCUACAACACAAACUUCGGCCAAAUUCAUGCAGUUAACUUGACACAAGACGUUCAGAUGAUGACAAAAGCACUCGGCUACUUAGCAUGCUCAGCUCUUUUCGAUUCGAAGUCCGAUCUUAUCGUUCUUAUUGUCAACUCUACUCAGCGUGAUUUGUCAUCCAAUCAUCCAACAUCAAUGGCUCUUGCCUUAACUGCCAUUGCACAGCUUGUUACACCAGAACUCAUCCAACCAGUCAUCGGUUUUGUUGGACAGUGCCUCAACCACUCUGUUCCAAUCAUCCGCCAAAAGGCCAUCAUGUGUGUUCAUUCCUUCAUCGAGAAGGAUGCUUCUACAGUUGUUGAUUUAUUCCCAGAGCUCUGCCGUCUUCUUUCUGACCCAGAUCUUUCAAUCGUCAACUCCGUCAUUGUAACAUUCACAACACUCCUCAAACACCACCUCAACAUCCGCCAGAUCUGCGAGCUUCUUCCUGAUAUCACACGCGCUGCUCAAAUGAUUCAGACAAACAAUACAAAGAUCGAGUACUCAUUCCAGAACGUUAGCGCUCCAUUCGUCUUGAUCAACAUCCUCAGACUCAUCAGAAGAAUCGCCUUAGAUACACCAGGAAUCCAAGAUCAAAUCGAGCCGAUCUUGGCCCAAACAAUUUCUUCAGUUACACUCGAGACACCAGCCUCAGCGGCCCUCCUCUACGAAGCUAUCAAGACAGCCAUCGCUCUCGACAUUACAGAGAUCCCACAACUCAAAGGCGCCAUUUCAUUAUUCAUGUCCGCAAGAGAACAGAACUACAAAUAUAUCGGCUUAUCACUCUUAACUACAAUACCUGAUUUCGCAUCAGAAUUCCAGUCUACAAUCAUUGAUUGCCUUGAACAUCCAGAUCCAAGUAUCAGAUUGAUCACAUUAAACCUUCUCCACAACAUGGCCUCCGAAGACAAUGCCCAGAUCAUUGUCAUCAACAUGUUGAAGUUCUUCCAGCGUACAAAGAACGAGAUAAUCAGACGUGAUCUUUCUGAUCGCAUUACAGACAUUGCCUCCAAGUUCUCACCAUCACCAAUCUGGUUUGCCAAGACCAUGGAGCAAUUAUUUGCCAUUGGUGGUGACUUAGUCCGUCCAGAAGUUGCAUUCCAAGUCAUGAAGAUCAUUGAUGAAGAAUGCGAUGAAGAAAUGAGGAGAUCCAUUGUCAAUCUUUACUUGGAUGUCGCACAGUCUGCUCGCAGGUUAUCCGAUGUCUUUGUAACAGUCAUUUCCCAUGUCAUUGGAAAUUACGCCGAAUUAUCCGAUGAAUAUGAUUUAUCCUUCAUUAUUUUGCUAUUAUGCGAUUUGGCUGAUGGAUAUGACAAUCCAAGAGAAUGGGUUUUGAACGCUAUUCUCAAGUUGUUACCAAAGAUUGAAGAAGUUCCACAAGAAGUGUUAGAUGUAUUUGAGAACUACAAACAAUCUAGAUCCAUCAUUGUUCAGAACAUCUGUUACGAAGCAUUGCAAUUGUUGAAUUUCAGAGAAUCAUUGAACAUCGUUUUAUCAAUGAAUGAAGAAGAAGAUCCACAGUUAUCAUUCCUCAAUGACUUUGUCAACGAAGCAAUUGCAAAUGGUGGCCGUCAAUACAUUCCUAUUGAUGACAGAGACACAGAUAUCAUUGUUACAAACAAACCAACACUUAUUUACACUCAAUAUCCACAUAACACACCAGGAAAUGUUUAUUCCGCUGAUGGUGUCAAUUCAGGACCAGUUUCAACACAAGUUGAAGAAGACACAACAACAUUGAAUGUAUCAGGUGUUGCCGCUGUUUGGGGUAACGAAGGAUUGGUCGAACAAGCACCAGAACAACCACAACAACAAGCACCAACAUACACACAGAACUACGAAGAACCAAUGGACACUUAUCACCAGAAGAAACAGUCAAUGUUCGCUAAGUUGGCUGUUGCAGGAAAGAAGAACCAAAACGCAGAGCAAGAGAAGAAAGACAAACUCGCAGCUUCCAUCUUCAAAGGUGCAAAGCCAAUCGCUAAGAAGCCAAUAAACAAACAAGCUCCUGCCGCUGCUGCUGCUCCUGUUUCUGCUCCAGUUGUCAAUGUUCAAUUGACACCAGAACAAAUCCAAAACAUCGAGAAGGCAACUGCUGAAUUACAGACACCUCCUCCACAGAAGAUUGCUGAAUUCUCUGCAUCAGGAAUCUCUCCACAACCUGUUUAUGGCGAUGAUUAUAUUAAAGUCAUCGCAUGUGCAAACCAAGGAAAGAUUUUGGUCGCAGUAAUGAACGCUACAUCGACACCAAUUGGAGAUUUCAAGUUGAGUAUUGAAGGUCCAGAUGUCCUCAACAAGGAGAUUGUUUCGCAGCCAGAGACUAUCAACUGCAUCCCUCCACAGAACGCUGUAACAAUGCUCGGAAUCUACUCAUUCCCCAAGACAAUGAAGGGAUUCCCACAGUUCAAGUUCACAGCAAAUAUCGAAUACUUCGGAAAGAAGUUGAACGUCAACUUGCCAGCAAACUUGUUGUCUUUCAUCGCUCCACAACAGGCAACAACAGCUGAAUUCGGCGCUGCUUGGAAGUCUGGCGGAAGUGAGAUUGUCUACACUCUUCCAAAGUCUGAGGGAAUGACACUCGACGACAUCUCAAGAUUGAUGAACACUGUCGUCGGAGUAAAAACUGUUCAGAGAAUCGGUCAGGAAGAGAUCUUCAUGGGGUUGUUGGUAUCUACUCCAUUCAAGAUUUUGAUCCACGUCAAGUUUGGCGCUCAGAAGGUUGAUAUCAAGGUCUUAACAAAGGCUCAGCCACUCACUGCUUCUCUCGUCAACGACCUCAAGACAGUUUUCGCUUAA
Molecule: messenger RNA, 3021 nt
Organism: Trichomonas vaginalis G3
Lineage: Eukaryota; Parabasalia; Trichomonadida; Trichomonadidae
Product: adaptin, alpha/gamma/epsilon family
Exons: 1
Coding region: 1-3021 (1006 amino acids)
Biological process (GO): clathrin-dependent endocytosis; intracellular protein transport
Cellular component (GO): AP-4 adaptor complex; membrane coat; AP-2 adaptor complex
Molecular function (GO): clathrin-cargo adaptor activity
Source: RefSeq, a predicted model, not a curated record